Oryctolagus cuniculus (rabbit) is the source of this 729-nucleotide messenger RNA. The record is from RefSeq and is a predicted model, not a curated record. NCBI's taxonomy places the organism in Eukaryota, Metazoa, Chordata, Mammalia, Lagomorpha, Leporidae.
GGCUCCUGCCCUUUUCCGGUUGUAGCGCCUCGCGGUGAGGAUCGCCAUAGUUCGGCCGCAGCCAUGCCGUCCAAGGGCCCUCUACAGUCCAUUCAGGUCUUCAGACAGAAGAAGACAGCCACCGCCGUGGCCCACUGCAAACGGGGCAACGGGCUUAUCAAGGUGAACGGGAUGCCGCUGGAGAUGAUUGAGCCACGCACGCUGCAGUACAAGCUGCUGGAGCCUGUUCUGCUCCUUGGCAAGGAGCGCUUUGCUGGCGUGGACAUCCGGGUCCGAGUGAAGGGUGGCGGUCACGUGGCUCAGAUUUAUGCGAUCCGCCAGUCCAUCUCCAAAGCCGUGAUGGCCUAUUACCAGAAAUAUGUGGAUGAGGCGUCCAAGAAGGAGAUCAAAGACAUCCUCAUCCAGUAUGACCGCACCCUGCUGGUCGCUGACCCCCGCCGCUGCAAGUCCAAGAAGUUUGGAGGCCCCGGUGCCCGUGCUUGCUACCAGAAAUCCUACCGAUAGGCCCAUCACCCCGAUCAGGGGCGGCUCUGUAAUAAACAGUGGCUGUGGGAUUUUAAAUUAAAAAAAAAAAAAAAAAAAAGUACCUGGCUCCUGCCAUCAGAUCAGUGUGGUGCACCGGCCGCAGCGCGCCGGCCGCGGUGGCCAUUGGAGGGUGAACCAAUGGCAAAGGAAGACCUUUCUCUCUGUCUCUCUCUCACUGUCCACUCUGCCUGUCAAAAAACAUAA